Molecule: messenger RNA, 511 nt
Organism: Spodoptera exigua (beet armyworm)
Lineage: Eukaryota; Metazoa; Arthropoda; Insecta; Lepidoptera; Noctuidae
Source: the annotation of a GenBank genome assembly
UUAGGUUACCUACCUAUUUUUGACAAGUGAAUUCAUUUGCGAUGCAAUAAAAACAAACUGUUGAUACUCAUAAACUCACAAUAAUACUACCUCAUUAAAUUUUUAAAGAAUUCUCCAUGAUGUCUAAUGAGGAACCCACUGAUCUGGAUUGGGUGCAACUCCGAAAAGAGAUGGGAGCGCACCAGCAAGUUGAAACAACAAGUGAAAAAUUCGGAAGAAAAUUUUCUGAGAAUCCUUUCGUUCCCAUCGGAUGUUUUGCCACAGCAGGUGCUCUGUCUUAUGGACUUUGGAGCUUCAGGACAGGACGCAAAAAGAUGUCUCAACAAAUGAUGCGGCUCAGAAUAGUUGCACAAGGAUUCACUAUCACUGCUUUAGUUGUUGGUGUUAUGAUGACAACUGGGAAAAGUCUAACAAAGUAGUUCUGCUAUUUAUUGGAUAUUUUUGUUCUAAUAACUUUCAAUAAGACAUCAUGGAUAUUAUAGUAGUAUUUUUAUUAAAAAGAUAAAUCCCA